This is a messenger RNA of Ciona intestinalis (vase tunicate), 1952 nucleotides long. The record is from RefSeq and is a predicted model, not a curated record. Lineage: Eukaryota; Metazoa; Chordata; Ascidiacea; Phlebobranchia; Cionidae.
ACAACAACAAAAACAACAACAAUCCCAACAACACCAACAACAACAACACCAAAAACAACAACAACUUCAAUGACAAUAACAACCAUAGAAACAUCAAAAGCAACCACAACAACAACACCAGCAGCAACAACAACAACACCAAUGGCAACUACAACAACAGCAACAACAGCAAGAACAACAACAACAACAAAAACAACAACAAUCCCAAUGGCACCAACAACAACAACACCAAAAACAACAACAACUUCAAUGACAAUAACAACCAUAGAAACAUCAAAAGCAACCACAACAACAACACCAGCAGCAACAACAACAACACCAAUGGCAACUACAACAACAGUAACAACAACAACACCAAAAACAACAACAACACCAAUGUCAACUACAACAACACCAAGGACAGCAAGAACAACAACAACAACAACAUCAACUUACUAUACCACCAACCCACCCGUUCAAACAUCAACAUACAAAUGGCGAUCCACCCAAGGAACAAUAAACAACAUAUCCCCUCGUACCACAGUAGCCGUGUUGUUUCCUGAAACACGACCAAGCACCCCAACAUCCAAUGCUCGUACACCUCCUAAUUUAAACAACGUAAUUGAAAACACUUCACAGUUUGUGAACCCAAUUCCUACAAAGGAUCCUUUCAUAUCUAACCCAUCACCUAAACCAAUGCAAAACAACCCAGCUGUAGAGGCAUGGGAUCAAAACCGUGUUCUAUGUUUGUUGGGAAACGCUAAACUUUGCUCUCUUGUUUUAUUCAACCAAGCAAGACCACAAGUUCCUUACAUUGUUCAAUCAAAUUCAGUCGCUUAUUUGAAUCAAAAUGGCUCCAUGAUCAAGACACCAGUCGCAAGUACUAACUACUACAGCAAUGAUUUAAAAAGCCAGUCUCUGCCUAAAACACCAAAACCCGUAGCAAGCAACAGAACUUUGGUUGUUAAACCCAUUAGUCCAUACACCAGGAUUAAGUCAAUGUGCCAAACUAUGAAGUUGCUGAAUAUGGUCAAAGGGGACAUGGUUAAAAUAUGUUCCUUUGCUCAAAUGUAUGGACCAAAUGGUUUAACUCUACCAAGUUCUGAAGUCAUUCAACAAGUACUUUCUGGAGAAACAAACUUACUAACUUCAGCACUUUCAACUGGAACAAAUGAAAUUCCACAAUUUGAGAGAAACUUGUUGGGACUUAUUGGUGGUGGAAAGCCAACUGUAACUAAAGAAUGUCGAAAUGCUGAAGGCUUACAUAGCAAAAGUAAAUUUAGUUUACCUUGCUUGUCAUCUGUUGUGGCCAACAGUGAAAGUGAAUGUGUAGCUGUUGGGUGUUGCUGGGUCCAUGGGAGUGUUCUAUCUCGUCUCCUGAACCUGGAUACCUCAGCCAACCCACUUCUUACACUCAUGUUGAAUCCAAGCAACCCACUUGCUUCAAAUGCUAGAUGUAUUUCUCCUAUUGAUGACCCAACGCUAAACUUAAUGUUUUCAGUGGCAUCGGUAACAGAAGCACAGAACCUUAUGUCAGGUACAAAUACACAACAAACCGCAGCAGAAAACACACAAAUUAAAUCAACACAGCAAAGAACGCAACAUACAGAUGGUGAACAUUCAGCAUUGGAAUCCAGCAACUUAUCCGAGAGCUGUACAAGUGUCAUUACAAGGGUGGAUUGUGGUGAACAUGAAUGGUUUAAAUGCGUACAACGAGGGUGUUGUUGGGUACAAACACCUGGGCAACAUUCAUGUUUCUUACCAGUCAAUUGAAAUCAAACUGGGAAAAACAACCAUGAAAAUAUAUUAGCUAUUUGAGGAGCAUCUGCUUUCCAGUUCAAUUGGUCAAGAUUUCUCAUCCUUAUUUUAUUCAUUUCAUUCCUUAUUUGCAUUGGUGCCAUUUUUACUUUAUUGUACACAUUGUGAUUUUUAUUUUACCGCUGUGGUGUAAAUACAUGGACGUUAGACGCUCA